AUGCCCGGUGUACCAUCUGGACGUGGAUGCGAAGCGUGUCGCAAACAGAAGAAGAAGUGUGAUCAAGUCCAGCCCUCAUGUUCACGAUGUAUCCGAAUAUCAAUACCAUGCGUAGGUAGUGGAAUUAGGCGCUACAAAUUCAUAUCUGGCUCCAUCGACUCCACCGUAACAACUAGCUCCACAACCACGAAUCACAACAGUGCACUCCGCACUACUCGUAAACAAAUAUUCCGAAUGCCCGGUAACAAAUCUAUUGCCGUGGCAGGAUCAUUUAUAUCCGUUCUGGAAGUGAAAGAUAUUCGCUACGAUAUUGGUGUUUAUGGAGCAUUUCUCACAGAGAUCCCUAAGCGUCUGGGGAGUAGCGCCGCGCUAGAUGCUUCGGUUAAUGCUAUUUCGACGUCAUAUACAUCGAUAUAUUCACGAACGAAACCAGUAGAGGCGCUAGAGAGUUAUGGGAGGGGAUUGAAGGCGCUGAGGGUUGCGUUAAAUGAUCCGAAAGAGGCUACUCAAGCGAAUACUAUUUGUGCGUUUUAUUUGAUGAUGAUUUGCCAGACUUGGAUGGCUCACGGUGAUGAUAAUGCCAAUCAUGGGGAAAUAUUAAUAUAUUUGUUGAAUGCAGCUGCAGCGCAAAAUUGGCAAGGCACCUUUGAAGCAGAACUCUUGGUAACCUUGUGUGUUCCUCUGAUUAUGGAAGGCAUCAGGAACCCCAAGGUUAAGUGGACCCCGGUGAUAGGAAAACUAACCGAAGCUCGAGAUAACGCCGUCGGGAUUGAAAGCCUCAAACUCCAAACCCUGGCCAAAGUCCCAGAAUACUUAAGGUAUCCAGGGGAAUACCUUCCUGAAAUUAAAUCCACAUACAUUAAAAUGAAAAUUGACCUCUCAACCAUGCGGAAUACCCUGGACAAACUCCAUCAAGCCCCACAUUCUAGAACACUACAUUCACGCUUCCAAGCCGCGUAUAGUCUGAUACUUUCAUUUGCCAACUUGUUGAACAGUUUACUUCGUGCCUUAUCGGAAGAUCUUACAUCUUUAAUACCGGAAUCGGUAUGUUAUGUCGAGGAAACCAUCGUCCUUGCUGAAGAAGCACUUGAGUAUCGACCAUUAGGAUCGAGUGCCAUGCCAAUGGUCCUUACAACUGCUUGGGUGGCGACGAGUGAGAUAUCUCGGAGAAUUAGAAUAGAGAAGCUGUUGAUAGACUACCAAUCCGAUUUCGCAAUUAUGAAUUGGAUGGAAGUCGCUUUGUGGCUGGAAGAAAGGUUGCGAGGUAUCCAUCUCUAA
This is a messenger RNA of Botrytis sinoallii, 1278 nucleotides long. RefSeq lists its product as uncharacterized. Gene Ontology annotation, biological process: regulation of DNA-templated transcription. Gene Ontology annotation, molecular function: DNA-binding transcription factor activity, RNA polymerase II-specific; zinc ion binding. The coding region runs from base 1 to 1278 and encodes 425 amino acids. The record is from RefSeq and is a predicted model, not a curated record. NCBI's taxonomy places the organism in Eukaryota, Fungi, Ascomycota, Leotiomycetes, Helotiales, Sclerotiniaceae. The transcript is spliced from 4 exons.